AUGCCUAGUGCCUCGUUUUCCUCUUCGCGUUCUUACGUCCGUAGAUCGCGGAGAAAAGGCGGACACCGAAUACCACUACCUUCCAGGACUCAAUCCAGUGAGCCAUGUGAAUCAGUCCCAAUUCCUAACAACAACGUGACGGGGAGUGCGAUGGCGGCGACUGCGGCUUGCGCUGGGGCGAGCGGCAGCGGUGGUGGCGGCGGCUCUCCACCGGUACCCGCGGCCGCGCCCGCCACUACAGCAGGCCACCACAGCCCAUAUGAUCUGCGCCGUAAGUCGCCGCCCGCUUACCACGAGCCUGGACCUUCAGGGGCUUGCUCUCUACCAGCUAGGAAGAGGCCUAGAACGUCUUUAUCUCAGGGUGUGGAUGUGUGCAAUGUGUCACAGUACCUACAGUAUGAGCUGCCUGAUGAAGUUUUGUUGUGUAUUUUAUCACACCUAACCGAACGAGAUCUCUGUCGCGUCGCACAAGUCUGCAAGCGAUUUAAUACGAUUGCUAAUGAUACUGAGCUAUGGAAAAGUUUAUAUCAGUCGGUAUUCGAAUACGACAUGCCACUGUUGCAUCCGGCGCCCUGUCAGUUUGAAUUCGUAGCUCCCGAUGAGUGCGACGCAGACAACCCUUGGAAGGAAAGCUUCAGGCAGCUGUACUACGGAAUACACGUGCGACCUAAUUACCGCCCAAAGAAGGAUUCUCGAAUCAAACAUUUUAAUACAAUUAGGGCGGCUCUCGAGUACGUGGAGGAGCGCAGCGGCGGCGUGGGGGGCGGGAGCGGUGCGCACUCGGCAUGCGGCGCGGCGACGGGCGGCGCGGCGCUGAGCGCGAGCGGCGGCCCGUGCGGCGCCGCGCCCGCCUGCGCCUGCGGCACGGCGGCGUGCUCGUGCCGCCGCGCCGCGCCGCACGCGCCCGCGCUCGUCUUCGUCCACGCCGGCCUCUACCAGGAGGAGUGUCUAGCUAUCGACACUGACGUGCAGCUCAUCGGUUGUGCUCCAGGCAAUGUAGCCGAAUCAGUAGUGUUGGAGCGAGAAGCGGAGUCUACGCUAACGUUUGCGGAGGGCGCCAACCGAGCCUACGCCGGUCACAUCACGCUCAAGUUCUCGCCCGACGCCACCAGCACUAUGCAGCACCACAAACAUUAUUGUCUGGAGGUGUCGGACAACUGCUCUCCCACCGUCGAUCAUUGUAUCAUACGUAGUGCUAGUGUUGUGGGUGCAGCCGUGUGCGUGAGUGGUGCGGGCGCGAACCCCGUGAUCAAGCAUUGCGAUAUCAGCGACUGCGAGAACGUAGGGCUGUACGUCACAGACUAUGCGCAGGGCGCCUACCAGGACAAUGAGAUCUCGCGCAACGCGCUCGCCGGCAUCUGGGUCAAGAACUUUGCCAACCCUAUCAUGCGCCGCAACCACAUACAUCAUGGCAGAGAUGUCGGCAUAUUUACAUUUGAAAAUGGCUUAGGCUAUUUUGAAGCAAAUGAUAUUCACAACAACAGAAUUGCUGGCUUUGAAGUAAAAGCUGGCGCCAAUCCCACCGUAGUACAUUGUGAGAUUCACCAUGGUCAGACAGGAGGCAUAUACGUCCACGAGUCUGGCCUAGGCCAGUUUAUAGAUAAUAAAAUACAUUCUAACAACUUUGCUGGAGUGUGGAUAACGUCCAACAGUAACCCCACGAUUAGACGUAAUGAAAUAUACAAUGGGCAUCAAGGAGGCGUGUACAUAUUUGGCGAGGGACGCGGCCUUAUUGAGCACAAUAAUAUUUAUGGGAAUGCUUUAGCUGGCAUUCAGAUAAGAACAAACAGUGAUCCAAUAGUAAGGCAUAACAAAAUUCACCAUGGACAACAUGGAGGAAUCUAUGUACAUGAGAAGGGCCAGGGACUCAUCGAAGAGAAUGAGGUAUACGCCAAUACACUCGCCGGCGUCUGGAUCACUACUGGCUCCACUCCUGUGUUGCGACGCAAUCGCAUACAUUCGGGGAAACAAGUUGGAGUGUAUUUUUACGAUAAUGGCCAUGGAAAAUUAGAAGACAACGAUAUAUUUAACCACUUAUACUCUGGCGUUCAGAUACGAACCGGUAGCAACCCCGUGAUCAGGGGUAAUAAAAUAUGGGGCGGUCAGAAUGGUGGCGUACUCGUUUACAACGGUGGCCUCGGGCUUUUAGAACAGAACGAGAUAUUUGAUAACGCCAUGGCCGGAGUAUGGAUAAAGACUGAUUCCAACCCAACACUCAAGAGAAACAAAAUAUUUGAUGGACGUGAUGGGGGCAUUUGUAUUUUUAACGGAGGAAAGGGAGUGCUCGAGGAGAACGACAUAUUUCGUAACGCGCAGGCAGGAGUGUUAAUUUCGACGCAGAGCCACCCCGUACUGCGCCGCAACAGGAUCUUUGACGGGCUCGCGGCUGGGGUCGAGAUCACUAACAACGCCACGGCUACGCUCGAACAUAACCAGAUAUUUAACAACAGAUUUGGAGGAUUAUGCCUAGCUUCUGGUGUUUCGCCUCUUGUACGGGGUAAUAAAAUAUUUAGCAAUCAAGACGCAGUAGAGAAGGCUGUCGGCGGAGGGCAGUGUCUGUAUAAAAUCUCAUCUUAUACGUCGUUCCCGAUGCAUGAUUUUUAUAGAUGCCAGACGUGCAACACCACCGACCGUAAUGCAAUCUGUGUCAAUUGCAUCAAAACGUGCCAUUCGGGACACGACGUAGAAUUCAUUCGCCAUGACAGAUUCUUCUGCGACUGCGGCGCGGGAACGCUGUCGAACCAGUGCCAGCUGCAGGGCGAGCCCACGCAGGACACGGACACGCUGUACGACUCGGCGGCGCCCAUGGAGUCGCACACGCUCAUGACGGAGAGGCCGCCGCAGGCGCUGGCGGCGGUCGGAGUGAAGAGCACGAUUGCCUGUGAGCCAGUAGAUAGUCAGGAGAUAUCAUUAGCCGCCUCUGCGGCCCGUUAG
Molecule: messenger RNA, 2934 nt
Organism: Arctia plantaginis
Lineage: Eukaryota; Metazoa; Arthropoda; Insecta; Lepidoptera; Erebidae
Source: the annotation of a GenBank genome assembly